AUGUCGUCUGUAGAUCUGCCGUCCAUCCAAACCAACCUUGCUCCCUAUUCUACUUCCUGUACUUCGCCAUCCCUCGCACCCGCACACCCCUAUCACUCAGUCUCACCUGGCUCUGCUUUCCCAUCCAUGUCCUUCCAAAGCCGGUCCUACUCAAUCUCGUCUUCGUCGUCGUUCCUCUCGGCCUGCAGCUCUGCCUCGGAUCGCUCGCUGUCUGCUUCGCCUGGUCCUGCUACACCCUGUGACAUGAUGGGUCGCUCCCCCUCGUUCUCGCACGACUCGAUAUACAGCAAGCCCAUCCUACCCAGUCUUCAGCAUAAACAUCACCAUCUAUCCUCCUGUCCUUCUCCUUCUUUCUCCGCAUCUCAGCGAUACAACUCUUCUUCACUCAUUUCUUCCUCCUCAUCCCGUCACCAUCCUUAUCAACUACUGUGCCCCCAGCAACCAAAGCAAGACUAUCCGCACGGCUACCAAGAGAGACCCCGCUCUCCACAGUAUCACUCAUCCAUCCAUUCGCCCCUCAGACCACUCUCCAGUCCUUCUUCACCCAGCGACAUGCUCCCCAUUCAUUCCCCUCGAAGCCAUGGUGAUUAUCACUCGUCCUACUAUCACCAGCAGCCUCAUCAUCGCCAAUCAUUCUACAGGAGCAGCAAUACCCACCAGGUCGACUACUUCCAACCACGAUUGGCAACAAACACGACUCUCAACCCUUCUUUUGGGUACCACACUGGCAUCCCAAUGAUGACGCCCAAGGAAGAAGAAUGUGAGCCGUCGCGAUCUGCCUUUGACCAUCGAGCCAUGUCGCCAGCCGAGGAUGACCGCAGUGAUUUUGCACUCUCCAUGUCGGGCUCUCCUCCAAUGUCCCAGGCGGGAUCUUCAUUCUCGCGAGAGUCGUCACCUUCCGUGGACUCUGACCGCUUCGGCUCUAUGUCCGAAGCUUCAGCCUCGAUGACCUCCUUGGUGUCUUCCUCCUCGUCGUCGUCCUUGUCAACGACACCUGCGCCGACGACUACGCAGCUGUUGUUGUGCCCAGUCUGCAGCCGGGCCUUCAAACCGAGCAAGAACCAGAACUGUAACCUCAGGCGGCACCUCAAGAACGUGCACAACAUGUCGCCGGCGAUUCAUCCUCGCAAGUGCAAGUGGGACUCACUUCCGGAUGGUCGUGUUAAGGACGACAAGGAUCGUAAGGACCGCACACGUAAGAGCAAACGGCUUUGGGCCCGCAAGUUCCGUCUGCGACGCAAGGUUGAGGAGGCGGCGGUGGUCCUGAGCAUGCUGAGCCAGGCUGUCUAG
Messenger RNA from Gamsiella multidivaricata, 1290 nucleotides. RefSeq lists its product as uncharacterized. Lineage: Eukaryota; Fungi; Mortierellomycota; Mortierellomycetes; Mortierellales; Mortierellaceae. The record is from RefSeq and is a predicted model, not a curated record. The transcript has a single exon. Bases 1 to 1290 code for a protein of 429 amino acids.